Anolis carolinensis (green anole) is the source of this 873-nucleotide messenger RNA. RefSeq names its product coiled-coil-helix-coiled-coil-helix domain containing 2 (gene chchd2). Lineage: Eukaryota; Metazoa; Chordata; Lepidosauria; Squamata; Anolidae. The transcript is spliced from 4 exons. Gene Ontology annotation, cellular component: mitochondrion; nucleus. Gene Ontology annotation, biological process: positive regulation of transcription by RNA polymerase II; mitochondrion organization. The coding region runs from base 202 to 657 and encodes 151 amino acids. Gene Ontology annotation, molecular function: sequence-specific DNA binding. The record is from RefSeq and is a predicted model, not a curated record.
CGAGGAGACCGGGGGAAAGAAGAGUCACAGUGGAUGCGCAUGCGCAGAAGCGUUUUCGACCUUGAAGCGAGGAGACCGGAAGUCGGGCGCUCAUCGGCCGCCGGAAACAGGAAGGAAAAAUCCAGAAAGGACGUCGCGGUGGUGACAGGAGAAGAAGGCCGCAGCGAUUAAUAAAUUGAUUGAUUGAUUAAUUGAUUAAUCAUGCCGAGGGGAAGCAGGAGCCGGACCUCCCGGAUGGCGCCCCCGGCCAGCCGCGCUGCGCCCCCCAUGCGCCCGGCCCCUCCGCCGGCCGCCCGCUCUUCCGUCCCCGCGGCCGCCCCCCCUUCGGCCGUGGCCUCUCCGGCCCCCCGGCAGCCGGGCCUCAUGGCCCAGAUGGCCACCACCGCAGCCGGCGUGGCGGUGGGCUCGGCCGUGGGGCACACUUUGGGCCACGCCAUGACCGGGGGCUUCGGGGGAGGAGGAGGCAGCGCCGAAGCCGCCCGGCCUGACAUCACCUACCAGGAGCCCCAGCCGGCGGCCCCGUCGUCCCAGUUCAGCCCUUGCCAGUACGAGAUGAAGCAGUUCCUGGAGUGCGCCCAGAACCAGGCCGACCUCAAGCUCUGCGAGGGGUUCAGCGAGGUCCUCAAGCAGUGCCGCUUCGCCAAUGGUUUAGCUUAACGAACUUCCACUCGUUGCUGAUGUUCCGGUUCUGUGAACGAAAAGACACGUCCUUAGUCUAAUCUUUAAUAUCUAAACGCCAUCUUGCGUUUCCGUUUUCCCAUCUCGAAGGAGGGAUGUUUUCCACGGCAGGAAAGAUGACGACGGGAAUUCGCACUCGGCGCAGUCCAUAGUUGCAAAAAGCUUUGAAUUAAAACUUCAGUGGCUCUCCAGAAA